Molecule: messenger RNA, 793 nt
Organism: Protobothrops mucrosquamatus (brown spotted pit viper)
Lineage: Eukaryota; Metazoa; Chordata; Lepidosauria; Squamata; Viperidae
Product: histone RNA hairpin-binding protein
Exons: 7
Coding region: 29-793 (254 amino acids)
Biological process (GO): mRNA 3'-end processing by stem-loop binding and cleavage; mRNA transport
Cellular component (GO): histone pre-mRNA 3'end processing complex; cytoplasm
Molecular function (GO): mRNA binding; histone pre-mRNA stem-loop binding
Source: RefSeq, a predicted model, not a curated record
GCAUCGUCGGAGCCGCGUCGCCCUCAGGAUGUCGUUUCGCCAGCGGAGCCCCCUGGCCGGCCGGACUCGUAGCAGACCGACAGCUUCGUGGAGUCAAGGCAGGAAGCGUGAUGCAGAUGGGAAGCACAGAAACACGCAUGAACCGAGCGGCCCAACCAUCGAUUACGAUACGUACAGUCUGGCCGAUGGCAGAUCCGAGAGUUUCACCACCCCGGAGGGCCACAAGCCCCGUUCGAGAUGUUCAGACUGGGGGAGUGCAGUUGAAGAAGAUGAGAUGAGGACUAACGUCAACAGAGAAAUGGCAAGAUACAAAAGAAAGCUUCUAAUAAAUGAAUUUGGAAGAGAAAGGAAGACCUCUACUGGAAGUUCGGAUUCCAAGGAAUCUACAGCAGUCGUGGAGCUGGAGACUGACGAGGCUGUUCUAAUGAGGAGACAAAAACAAAUAAAUUAUGGGAAGAAUACUCUGGCAUAUGACAGAUAUAUUCAAGAAGUUCCUAGGUGUCUACGGGUUCCUGGGGUCCAUCCAAGGACUCCAAAUAAAUUUAAAAAGUACAGUCGGAGAUCUUGGGAUCAACAGAUCAGACUUUGGAAAGUCGCGUUGCAUUUUUGGGACCCUCCUCACGAAGAAGGCUCUGAUGCGCAAGUACUUAGCCCUGUUGAUCUUGGUGACAUGGAAACAGAAUCCGUAGGAAGUAAUUCCUUGGUGCUACAGGGAAGUUCCCAAGAAAACAAUGUAAGUAAUUUGAACCUUGGCUUAAGUUUCAAUAUUGCGUCAGCGUCCAUAGAUUGCUAG